Heterotrigona itama is the source of this 903-nucleotide messenger RNA. The record is from the annotation of a GenBank genome assembly. Lineage: Eukaryota; Metazoa; Arthropoda; Insecta; Hymenoptera; Apidae.
AUGAAGCCCUUCAAGUCAUUUUUCCGUACCAUCCGGUCCCCGGAACGAAAGCUCGACUUCAUUUCCAAGCUUCCACUAGAGAUGUCGCAGCUGAUACUACGAAAACUCGAUCCUGAGUCGCUGCUACGUGCUGCGCAAGUCUCGCGUCGAUGGAUGAAUAUUUGCCGGUCUGAUCGUCGUUUAAAAAUCACGGCAAGACAGUACAAAAAGGCGAAAGAGAAUUUUGCCGAAUCGCAGAGAACGUCGACCAGCCUGUCUUGUACGCGUAACGCGGAUGCAAAUGUCAGAAAGAAUAUCGGCUACUGUGACCUCUUGGAUUAUGUUCAGUGCGUAGGUAUAAACCAGGUACAAACCCCAUACAUUUGGGAUAUGAAGUCAGGUGCCCCAAACUUUUUGGAGUGUCAGCAUUCCUCUUCUGGCAUUGACAGUGGCAAUAUGAACGUCAAACGUCGCCGUGUGAGUAAAACGUCGUGCGAGGAGACAACCGAAGUGGACUUUAUCGCCAAACUUCCACUGGAAAAUCUUUGUUGUGCGCCGCAAGAAUAUCGCAUAAAUGGCUGGAAGUUUGUAGUUCCGACAAAUAUCUCAGGAGAAGUGCGAGAAACUACUUACUCGCUGUGGACAUCUGUGCAGAUUGCUUUAGAGGUGUCACGUACGACUUAUAUUUCGACUACUAACGCAGAUCAAUGUAAGUAAGAAGUAAAUAUGAUUUUACAUUUAACUAAUCGUUUUGACAUCUUGGCGAUAAGAGACAUUUUACGAAAUAUAUAAUAGAAUGUUCAAUAGAUAACAAAUAGAUAAAUAUGUGGAUGUAUGUGCAACUGUUGUUUGAAUGAAUUUUUUUCUCUUUUCUUUUUAGCCGGUAACGGUUCCAACUUCUUGGCGUCAAGAAACAUUUUACGA